CUUCCAUCUAACGUCUUGAAUACUACUUGACUCACUCACCAGUAUCGUCCAUUGAAAAAUUGUUUUUCCACUUCUAUCUUAAUUCCAUCAAAUAUCUAGUCUCCAACCAUGGGUGAUUUGUUUCAGCCAGCUCCUCCCCCACCCACCGAGUUGGGUCGGUAUCAGAUCCUCUCAAAAACCGCUGGUAUCAGAGUCUCGCCACUAUGUCUCGGUGCCAUGUCUAUUGGCAGUGCAUGGAGUGGUUUCAUGGGAAGCAUGAAUAAGGAAGACUCAUUCAAGCUUUUGGAUGCCUUUGUCGAAGCUGGGGGCAACUUCAUCGACACUGCCAACAACUAUCAGAAUGAAGAGUCAGAAACAUGGAUUGGAGAAUGGAUGACGGAGCGAGGAAUCCGUGACCGCAUUGUGCUGGCAACUAAAUACACCACGCCAUAUCGAAGCCACAAGCUCGGAAAGGCUGAGACGGUCAACUAUGCCGGCAACCAUAAGAAGAGUCUCCGUCUAUCGGUGAGAGAUUCGUUGGCGAAAUUACAGACUGAUUACAUCGAUCUGCUGUAUCUUCAUUGGUGGGACCACACAACAUCGAUCGAAGAAGUCAUGGACUCGUUACACCAGCUAGUUAUGGACGGGAAGGUCCUCUACCUAGGUAUCUCUGAUACACCAGCCUGGAUCGUGUCUGCCGCCAACACAUACGCCGUAUCUCACGGCAAGACUCCAUUCUCCGUCUACCAAGGACGAUGGAACGUGAUUGUUCGAGAUCUAGAACGAGACAUUAUCCCUAUGGCCCGGCACUUUGGCAUGGCGAUUACACCAUGGGACGUUGUUGGAGGCGGUAAAUUCCAGACUAAGAAGCAGAUUGAAGCCAGAAAAGCACAGGGAGAAGGCCUACGUAGCUUCAUGGGCCCUAAUCAGACUCCCGAGGAGGAGAAGAUCUCUGAAGCAUUGGCCAAGGUCGCUGCCGAGCAUGGCAUUGAGAGUAUCACCGCCGUGGCCCUCGCCUAUGUCAUUCAAAAGACUCCCCAUGUCUUCCCUAUAAUUGGCGGUCGCAAGGUCGAGCAUCUCAAGGACAAUAUCCAGGCUUUGUCCAUUCGCCUUACUCCCGAACAGGUCAAGUCUCUUGAGGAUGUGGUCGCCUUCGACAUCGGCUUCCCUUCGAACUUCAUCGGCGUUGAUCCUAAAUGGACUGGCAGGAAUGAUUCCAUGAUCUCCUUGAGUGCGCCUCUGGCCUUCCCCACACCCAGCAAGGCUUUUGUCAAGGACAAAGAUGAGUAGAUAGGUACAUACCUACUGUGUUUACAUGCAAGUUCUGUCGAUCACAGGGGUGUCGAGAGCAAGGAUCUGUUGGUGUUGUUGAUAGUAAUUGCUUAGAAUGUACAUGCACA
Molecule: messenger RNA, 1379 nt
Organism: Exophiala mesophila
Lineage: Eukaryota; Fungi; Ascomycota; Eurotiomycetes; Chaetothyriales; Herpotrichiellaceae
Exons: 4
Coding region: 109-1269 (386 amino acids)
Source: RefSeq, a predicted model, not a curated record